This is a messenger RNA of Cannabis sativa, 722 nucleotides long. RefSeq lists its product as uncharacterized. Lineage: Eukaryota; Viridiplantae; Streptophyta; Magnoliopsida; Rosales; Cannabaceae. Gene Ontology annotation, molecular function: cysteine-type peptidase activity. The coding region runs from base 149 to 646 and encodes 165 amino acids. The record is from RefSeq and is a predicted model, not a curated record. The transcript is spliced from 2 exons. Gene Ontology annotation, biological process: proteolysis.
GACUUUUCACAAUUGGGUACUCGGCCAGAUUGGGAACAAUUACCCGAGAGAGUGCUUCACCGGUCGAUACCAUUCGUCUUGGUUCCUCGAACUGCAUACUCCGAAAUUUUGGCUUGGGAACGAUCAUUUGGAUGCGGCAUUCCAUUUGAUGAGGAGGCGGCAACACUUUUAUCCCGAGUCCUACCCGAAUAGAUGUGUCAUAAUGCCGUGUAUUUUCCCAGCAGGAGUUAUUGCUCGGUGGGAAGCUGCGGGUGAUGACCAGGCUAACUAUCAGUGGGACGAGGGCAUAUUAGAUUUGAUCCGAGGGGAUGAAAGUCAAUUCUUGGCCAGUUGGAAGAACAAGGAGAGAAUAUAUAUGGCCCUCUACUUCGAUGGAGCAAAGCAUUGGGUGGCAUUAGAGAUAGAUCUGGAUCAUUGGUUGUUGAACAUAUUUGACUCCAGCCUCGGAUCGAUUUCCACGAACGAAUUGAACCGUAACCUGGAAAUGUGGGAAAAAUUACUACCAAAUUUGCUGCUGCAGGCUGGCCUAUUCGAGAGUCAUGACAUGAUCCUCUUGCCUCAACUUACCGCCUCAGAGAGCCAGGUCAGAAAUUUCACUUCAAAAGUCAUGGAUCGGGCCGUUGUUCCACAGACAAAGACAAGGUAACUUAAUUACAAUUGAUUUUUUUGUUAUUUAACUUGAAUUUAAUUUGCACACUUUUAUUCAUUUACUUUUUAUUGUC